GUUUGUCGAGUCGCGUUGUGGUUUGUGGAAGAAAUGGCGGACGACAAAAAUGUGGAAAAGACCAUCGCCGAAGACUUGGUCGUCACCAAGUAUAAAAUGGCAGGAGAGAUCGUUAACAGAAUCCUGAAGCAGGUCCUUGAGAAGUGUGCGGUCGGGAGUUCCGUUCGGGAGAUCUGCGAGUUCGGGGAUCAGUUGAUCACGGACGAGACCAGCAAGGUUUUCAAGAAGGAGAAGGAGCUGAAGAAGGGAAUCGCGUUCCCGACGUGCGUGUCGGUCAACAAUUGCAUCUGCCAUUUUUCGCCGAUUGCCAGCGAGCCUGACUAUAUCUUGAAGGAGGGGGAUGUGGUUAAAGUUGACCUGGGGGCCCACAUUGACGGCUUCAUCGCCGUCGUGGCCCACACUAUCAUCCUCGGCGUUUCCGGCGAGAAUAAAGCCACCGCUCGAAAAGCCGACGUGAUGUUGGCGGCUCAUUACGCUUCCGAGGCAGCCUUGAGACUCCUGAAACCCGGGAACGAAACGUACACAAUCACCGACGCUGUGCAGCGCGUAGUCGAAUCUUUCAACUGUAAACCAGUAGAGGGGAUGCUAAGUCACCAGCUUAAGCAGUUCAAAAUCGACGGUGAGAAAACCAUCAUCCAGAAUCCGAAUGAAGCGCAAAAAAAGGAACACGAGAAGUUCGAGCUGGAUAAGCACGAGGUGUACGCCAUGGACGUGCUCAUCAGUACAGGCGAAGGCGUCGGUAAGGAGGGCGACAGCAGAGUCUCCAUCUACAAGAAAACUGAAGAGACUUACCAGCUGAAGUUGAAGGCGUCGAGGAUGUUCUACACCGAAGUGCGCUCGAAACACGGGAGCAUGCCUUUCAAUCUGCGGGGGUUCCAAGACGAAACUAAGGCGAAGAUGGGGGUGGUGGAGUGCGUUAAGAAUAAGCUAAUCGAACCGUUCCAAGUGCUUUAUGAAAAAUCGGGUGAAUUCGUUGCUCACUUCAAAUUCACGGUCUUGUUAAUGCCGAACGGACCGCACAAAAUCACGGGUCUGCCUUUCGAUCCCGAAUUGUACAAGUCGGAGCAUUCUAUAAGUGAUCCUCAACUUCAAACGAUACUCAGAAGUUCCGCUAACCCUAAAGCUGCCAAAAAGAAAAAAAAGAAGACGGAAGGUGAAGUGGACCAACCGAUGGAAGUCGAAGCCGUAGCUUAAUAUCAAGGUUUUAUACUUGCUUUUCUCACUGACACUUCGUAUUAUUUUAUAAUAUAACGUUUAAGUUUAUAAUCAUUUUUUAUUUGAUUCGUUUUUGGUACCUAAUUUCAUAGUUUUUUACAUGCGAUUGUCGAUGCUGUCUCAUGGAAAACUGUCCUCUGUAAGUAAAAAUGAAGGAAAAUCACAUAGCAAGUGUUAAUUGUUAACAAUAAUUAUAUUAGAUUUUAUAUUGCUAUGGUAGCAAUAUGAUGAAUAAUAAAAGUGUUUGGUAUUUUCA
Molecule: messenger RNA, 1471 nt
Organism: Zophobas morio
Lineage: Eukaryota; Metazoa; Arthropoda; Insecta; Coleoptera; Tenebrionidae
Product: proliferation-associated protein 2G4
Exons: 4
Coding region: 34-1194 (386 amino acids)
Source: RefSeq, a predicted model, not a curated record